This is a messenger RNA of Chlamydomonas reinhardtii, 4540 nucleotides long. RefSeq lists its product as uncharacterized. Bases 78 to 2210 code for a protein of 710 amino acids. The record is from RefSeq and is a predicted model, not a curated record. NCBI's taxonomy places the organism in Eukaryota, Viridiplantae, Chlorophyta, Chlorophyceae, Chlamydomonadales, Chlamydomonadaceae. The transcript is spliced from 9 exons.
CCAAAAAGUCGUGACACUAAUAGCACUACUAGCCACAAGCUCGCCAUGCACGCCACACACUCUCAUUGAAUGACCAAAUGCUCGCCAGCGUUAGGCCUCGGAAGCAAGGCAGCAGGAGCAGCAACAGCAGCAGCAGCUCGGAUGUCGGCAGCCCAACUGACGCCUCGGAUGAGGAGGGCGCCGGUGGCGUGGAUGACGAGGAGCCAGGCGAGGCGGCCGCCGCGGCGCCCAUCACCGCUGCGCAGGCGGAGCCGGCGGGGGGCGGGGAGGCUGGCGGCGCAGCAGCUGCUGGCGGUGGCCGCUGCGGCAGGCGCACGGGGCGGCAGCAGCGGACGCCCCCGGGCCCCCUGUCACUGAUGUACAUCACCAUCGACAAGAUCUCCAAGACCAACGAGAGGCAUUACGGCAGCAUCGGGGUGCCGAAGAAGAAAGGGCUCGUGCCGCCAGCGGACAUCAGCGACAUCUCGAGCUUGGUGGAAGACACCGUGCAGACCAGACGGAGGGUUCUUAGGGCUCACGUGCAGGAUUUCGGCGUGUAUGUACAGCUUGCACAGCGGGUGGCGGACAGGACCGGCAUCCUCAACUUGCAGCACAACAUGGAGCUUGCAGAGGGCGCCAGCUGGGAGCGGGUGCUGCCGCAGCGGGCGCGCACCGAGUUCAUGUACAGCUUCUUUGAGGGCAUAAACGCAGCUGCGGUGGCCAACACGGGGAGGAUUCUGGGGGUGAACGGGGUGUUCAAGGCGCUGGUGCUGAUGUGCCAGUCAGGUUACUGGAGCAAGCUGGGGCCUGGGCUGCACCCCGAGGAAAUCGUCGAGAGCGUGCUGGAGUUCGGCCCGAUGGUUCUGGUGCACCGCUUCAGCGUCAAGCAAGAGGGGAGCACGGCUGCCUACCAGGCGUGGGUCUUCGCCAAAUUCUAUGGCGAGCCUGGUGCCAAGCCAGAGUCGGUGGAGGUGGACGCGUACCCGGUGGCCAACAUGUCCAACGUCUCCGUCGUCGCUGCCUGGUGGCGUCAGCGGCUCCCGGAGUCAGACCUGGGCUUCCUCGCGCCGCCGAUGGAGCUCUCGGCCAAGACGGCGGCGGCGGAGGGCCUAGGCUGCGCGCUGGCGGAGGGCUCAGGCGGCGCGCCGGCGGAGGGCUCAGGCGGCGCGCUGGCGGAGGGCUCAGGCGGCGCACCGGCGGAGGUGCUGCCCGAGGAGGCGGCGCCACUGCCGGCAGCGGGCGCCGUGGCUGUGCCGCCCAACACCCAGCGUUUGGGCAUUGCGGCGGCGGCGGCGGAGGGCUCAGGCGGCGCGCCGGCGGAGGUGCUGCCCGAGGAGGCGGCGCCACUGCCGGCAGCGGGCGCCGUGGAUGUGCUGGAGGCCUCCGAGUCGACAUGGCAGCAGCUUGGCUUCUCCAUCAAGGCCGUCACCAGGUAUACGGAGGCGGAAGCCUGCGGCAUGGAGCGGGCUGCUUUGGCGGAGGCAGGGAACAAGGGCGCCCAAACGGCUGCUGGUCUAGUCAAGUUCGGGGAGGGAGGGUUCGGCACGGUGACCGCAGGGGUGGUAAACGGCACCUGGGUCGCCAUCAAGCGCUACAAGCACCGUCACCAGGCCCCAUCUGACGCAGUCUUCAAGUAUGUGUACAGCAGCGGCGGAGAGGGUGGUGACUUGCUGCUGGGCGCCCUGGCCGAUUUUGACUUGAUGGUCGCAGCUGGUACCGCUCACAGCCAGGCCGGCACUAAGACGUUCCGGCCUCCGGAGGGCGAUGGCAUCAAGCCCCUCGCGGCCCAGGCCACCCCGUCGCCGGUGUUGCCCAGCCGGGGCGCCCGGGCAUGGCGCGGCCCCUUGCAUGUGCAGGGCUUUGACGUAUUCAGCGUCGGGGUGUGCCUGCCGUACUGCCUCUUCGGCGGCGUGGACAGGGGCAUGGAGCACAAGCAGCUGGGCAUGGCUGUCCGGGAUGUGCAGAUGUCUAGCAGCAGCGUGAGCGGGAAAUUGCGGAUGAUCGGGCUGGUUAGGCAGCUGCUGUCGGAGAAGUGGGAGCGGAGCGAGGGCUGGAAGCCAGCGGCACCAAUCGUCGAGGCGAUGCUGCAGUUGGCAUGUGACGCCAUGUGCCCGGAAGUGGCGUUACGGCUGCUCGCGGCAGGUUCCGGAGGUGGUGCCCAGAUGCGGCAUUUUACUAAGCGGCUACGAGAGCUCUUGGAGAUGGAAGGAAGGCCGUUAGCAGGGCCCUAGGUUGCGGCGCGUGUUUGCAUUCUGUGACUUCACGCGUGGGCGUGUGGAUGUGUGGGCUUCGUAGCAAUAGCCGUAGUGGAUUGGGGCUCCUGCGUAUGCUGCUGCCUACUUGGUUGGAAAGGGAAGACGUUUGACUGCGUGAUGCUGCGAUAGAUAGGGCUGCGGGUUGAGGUGUGCGUGUGGCUGGCCAUGAAGUUGCCAGGCUACGGCUGCUGGCGGGAUUAGUUAUUGACGAGUGUUGCGGAACUAAUGCGUACGUAGACCAGAGCGGAAGGCGGAGUGGGCUUGCAGGCGGCACGAGAGUAGGCAGUCAGUAGCGCAAGUUGCGAAUUCACAUGUUACCUCGUAACCGACGGUAAACGCUGUGGACGGUCGCGCCCAUGGCUGGCUGACGGAAGGUGGCUGCUGUAUUGGGAUGGCUGGGCUGGACGACGCCGGCCGGGCUGGCGUUGGGACUACCAGAAUGGAUGCGCCCGAAACCAACCUGGAGAACACCAGCGCCACCAUUAGUAGGGAAACGAAAGGCGGAAGCCAGCGUGUCGGACAGACCUGGACUGGGCUACAUAGGCUGGGCACUUGCAGCACGCCCGCCGGCCUGACUGCAUGCCAGCUUACUGGUUAUGCUGGUGGCCAAUGAAGAGCGCGAGUGAGCUGCUGGUUUGUUUGACUUGUAGCGAUGGCAAUGCAUCACCAGCGUCAAGUCAUGCCAGGACUUCCAGCCAGCCAGCAACUCGUCGGUACAGUAACUCCGGUGUUCGACCAGCCGCGCACUCUUGCCCUUGCCGCUGCCAAUUGUUUGCCAUUUGUUGGGUAUGGGAAUCAGGUGCACCCUACAGGACUGUGCCAACUUGCCUUACCACUGUCCCAUCACACACCAGCGUCAAGUUGUUCGCCCGGUAAGAUGAUGUUGACUCCGCCUUUCUACCGCGUGCGUGUCCGCCAGGGGUGGAAGAGCUGACUGCUGCGAGUCAGACACUCGUACAAGACAGCAGGGCGAAAGGGGAAGGAGGAGCCGCCCCGCUUGCAAGGGCGAGAUCGAAUGCUAUGUGUGCGCAUGCAAACAACCAGGGCAUGCAUGCCAGUCAGUCCCAGCCUAGCCGCCAUUGCCUGGUUAUUACGUUGGUGUCAGCCGCCGUAAACGUGUGGUCAACACCAUCAGCAGAACAAACGUCAAACAGGAUGGCAUCGCUUGCAUUCCUCAAGCGGGGGAGACCAAAGCAGCAGAGAGGUGUGGGGCAACCGGACAAGUGACUGUGCAGGAUGCAUGUGGGUGUUGCUGGGGCAGGUCCAGGUCUGGGCGGGGUCCCGUGCACGGUGCGUGCCCACCCAUUCGCCGCAACCAGAGUGAUUCCUAAACAUAGCUUCUAGCCACAAGCAUGUCGGGCUCCCCGGGGGGUCGGACCGGAGCCAGGAGUGGGGAAGGCCCGGCGGGUGACUGCUCUCUGUACACGGCACGCGCCGUGUCCGAUGUACAGUGCCGGCCUUGGCCCUGUGUAGCCCAGACUCCAAGGCGAUGCGCUGGGUGCGUUAUUCAUAUGCAUAUAAGCACGACCGCGGCAGCUGCCCCUGGAAAACAGCAACACCCGAGGUGCUGUGCUCCAUUUUAUGGUCACCCUGGAAUUGCCAAACCCGCUCGCUCGCUUGCAACAUAAUGGGGCAACGCCGGCGCUUCCGUGCGGGCAAGGCUAACAUAAUGGCCCUGCGCUUUCGGGCGCUGCGCUGGUGCCUUGUGCACGAGGAAAAGAGGCACAUGCAGGUUGGGAACGCACGCCAAGCACCUGAGGAACCCUGCUGUAGCGCCAGUCAUAUCCAGGUACCGUCACUAACCGGCGGAACCCCAGGGCCAUGUCUGCGGGUACUGACAAUUGUGCCUGCGCGCAUCGAAGGUGGAUGGGUCGCGAGCGGGGCAAAUGGCGCAACACCGGCGCCCGAGACUCUACAGUGGCUAGUCUAUCCGUUGUUGACAUGGCCAGCGCCCUUCUUCUUUACAGCCGUAAGGCGGCGUUGAUGUACACUCAUAUGCGUGAAUGGUUAGUCCAAGCUGUGUGGCGAUAAGUAGCUGCACCUCAUCCUCUGCGUUCUUAAUUUCGUGUACUGGAAAGGAGGCAAGCCUCAUUUGUUGAGUACAGGCGAAGAGAGGCGGCCGAAGGCGCGGAGUUUAGCACCCCACCCUCCUGGACCGCUUUGGGUGUUGGGAUUGAUUUAUUUUUAUAGGCAUUAGUCAAUAUGCGCAGUGUGGCUACGUCUGCGUGCACAACUUGGCGAGUUGACGAAGAUGGGUUGGCAUCCCCCGGCCGGUGGACGCGCGACCACUUUCUGUUAGACACCCG